CUUAUGUUUCCAAAGGGAAACGGGAAGGCAGACCAUUUUGCGAUUUAUCUAGAUGUUGCGGAUUCAGCAACUUUGCCAUAUGGGUGGAGUAGAGACAUAAAAUUCAGCUUAUCUGUGAUCAAUCAAAUUUAUAAGACGUUCACAGUGAAGAAAGACGCUCAACACCAGUUCUGUGCAAAAGAAAGUGAUUGGGGUUUCACUUCAUUCAUGCUUCUUAGUGGUCUGUCCGACGCUGGUAGGGGUUAUCUUGUGAAUGAUACAUGUGUAGUUGAAGUUGAUUUUCCUGGCUUCAGUUCAGAUGAACUUAAGGUUGAGGAGGGGAAGACUGCCUUGGCCAAAGGCACAAGACAGAUUGCUUCUGGUACCCAUACGAUCUUGCCUCAGACUAAUACCUUGGUCCCUCCUACUGCCUGUGAAUCAGACACCGAAGUGAUCAAGACUUCGGUCCCACCAACCACUCCAAUUGUUGAAAAGGAAUCAAUGGUUAAUUCCUCUCAGGCACAAUAUCCUGUCAAUAGCUUUUAUCGGAUUUCAAUCAACAAUGCUUUGUUUUUUAUCUUUGAGAGAAAUAACUUUUUGACCUGCGAGUCAGUUUCUAAAAAGAAAUUUUCUUUGUAAUCUUUGUAGUAAGUUCAGGGGCCGAGGAGGACUACUCCAAUGGAUGCUCCUCUUGAGUCAUCUUCAUUUGAUGACAUGGAUGCCUAUACCUCCAAGUUGGUGUCUGCAGUAGAGACUGAUGCACCUUUUGACUCCACUACCGAAGGAUCAGUCGUCGCCUCCAUUCCUCAAUCAACUGUUGAUGAAGCCAAAAAAAACUCUUUAUAAAGAUGCUAUCUCGGGACCUAUCAGAAAUUCCUGAUUUUGCCGCAUACAUUACAGAAUCCAUCUGUGUCUUGUCAGAGUACUGCUGUGAUCUCACUCCAGUCCAGCUUGCAUGGUUGAACACCCUUAAGGUUGAGUUUCCAGCAGUUCUCGAAACUUUGAAUUCCAACCAUUCUUUUAAGGAGGUUGAGGAAAAAAUAGCAGAAAAGCGAGGAACAAAGAAGUGUUUGGUCGAGCAAGUCAAGGUUAAUGCAUUCGCGUUCCAAAUGCAGAGGGCUAUUCACAAGGACUUGAUCUCGGAGGAGGGAAAGCUUCAACAAGAGGUUGAGCGGCUGCAGGCUGAACUGGCAAAGAUCUCCGAGAAGAAGAAAAGUGCUGAGAAAGCGAUCAAGCAGCUGCAUGGGAAGAUGGUUAAUCUAGAACAGUCUAGAUCCUCUGUUCUUGAGAUCUCAACCCUUCAGACCGCAGAGAGCUCUCUAUCAUUGGUCCAGCAAAUGUGGACUGAGCUUAGAGACACAUUCAUGAUACCAAACAAUUAAUCUCUUUUUAUUUGCAAGAUGAAAAACUUUUGUUGGUCUACUGUUAUAUUUCUCUCUAUGGGCCGGUUACAUUCUACCUUAAAUUUCAUAUUUUUGGAUAUUUUAACUUAUUUAUGGUCUGUUGUCGCCAAUAUUCUUAUACUUUUAGUCCUUCAAUUCUACUUUAAAUUGCACUUCUUUUCA
This is a messenger RNA of Cornus florida, 1544 nucleotides long. Its product is annotated as MATH domain and coiled-coil domain-containing protein At3g58340-like. NCBI's taxonomy places the organism in Eukaryota, Viridiplantae, Streptophyta, Magnoliopsida, Cornales, Cornaceae. The transcript has 2 exons. The record is from RefSeq and is a predicted model, not a curated record. Gene Ontology annotation, molecular function: protein binding. The coding region runs from base 4 to 618 and encodes 204 amino acids.